GUCCGUGUGUUUUCUCACGUCAGCCAUUUUGUAUUUGAAUUCAUCUCCAUUGGCAGUGGAAGUUUCGCAGAAGAGGAGAUAGAUAACACAUUGAGAAUUUGUGAUAAGUGGAUGCAAAAUCAGUUGAGGAAUCCGUGAACUCUUGCUUAUUGCAUUUACUUUCCCAAAAGGGUGUCACCUGCGGCGUGAGGUGGUGUAUGUGUGUUUUUUCUCAAUUACGGGGUCAGGAGAGGUGGUCUUAUUUUUAUGGACCGAUCGAAGGUAGAGUGCUCCAGAAAUGUCGCCGAAAGUGUGAUUGUGUGACUCUUCCCACCAAGGAAAACACACACACCCUGUGUUAACUUGAUUGCCAGUGUGUGCAGUUGGAGAGAUACAUAGAAUACAAAAAAAAAUCACAUAUUAGAAAAUUUUAUUCUCGUGUGACCCCGAAGUGGAAAAAAAAGCCAAUUUGGGAAGAAAAAAACGCAUUGAGAGCCUGCCAAAGAAAAGUAAAAAAAAAUAGUAAUGAAAAAGUGACUUCUUGAGAGAAGGAAAAAAAAGUUGAAGGAAUAUUUUGGAAGUGCGAAGAGAAGUUGGGGAGAGAGCGAGAGAGAAAAAGAGUAGUGCCGUGAGUGAGAGAAGAGGUGAAAAAAAAACCUGCGAGAUAAAUCCAUUAAAAAUUCACAAUUUGUGUGCUAUUAGUUUCUGUGUGGCGACUUUUUCGUAAUAUAUAAUAUAUAAUUUUCAUCGCACAUAUUUUACGUUGAGAGAGCGAGAGAGAGAAAAGUGUGAGAACUGUGACGACGAAAGAAAAAAAAAAGUUAAGAAAAGUGCCGCGAGUUUAAAAGGAUCGCAUCCCGCGAAGAGUGUCGACGAGUGCCGAGGAGUGACGACGUGUGCCGAAAAGUAGCGAAAGAUCGCCGAACGGAAGCCGAUUGAAGUUUUGUUGUUGUUGUUGUUGUUUUCAUUUCGGCAAAGGGAAUCCCGGCAAGUUUUUUUUUUCUAACCUCAAAGUUUCUUUUUAUUGUUUUUAUUUUUCCCAAGUUUUAACGCAAAAGAAAAAAAGAAAAAAAAGUAAAUUUUAAAAGUAUAAAAACAAAGGAAUCGCGUUUAAAAAAAAAUAACCCAAACUGGACUCAAAAACGGACACUGCUGUUAAAGCAAUGGGAAACAACGCCGCGACGGCGAAUAAGAAAGUUGACGCUGCUGAAAGCGUUAAGGAAUUCCUCGAUCAGGCAAAGGAGGAAUUCGAGGAUAAGUGGAAGCGCAAUCCCACAAAUACAGCCGCCCUCGAUGACUUCGAUCGCAUCAAGACACUGGGCACGGGUAGCUUUGGUCGUGUCAUGAUUGUCCAGCAUAAGCCGACAAAGGAUUACUUUGCAAUGAAAAUUCUGGAUAAGCAGAAGGUGGUGAAGCUGAAGCAGGUGGAGCACACAUUGAAUGAGAAGCGCAUCCUCCAGGCGAUCUCCUUCCCAUUUCUCGUCUCACUUAAAUAUCAUUUCAAAGACAAUUCAAAUUUGUACAUGGUGCUGGAGUAUGUGCCAGGUGGUGAGAUGUUUUCACAUUUACGCAAAGUGGGGCGCUUCUCGGAGCCCCAUUCGCGCUUCUAUGCGGCCCAAAUUGUUCUUGCAUUUGAAUAUUUGCACUAUCUCGAUCUCAUCUAUCGGGAUUUGAAGCCAGAAAAUCUCCUAAUUGAUAGUCAGGGGUACCUUAAGGUGACCGAUUUUGGCUUUGCUAAACGCGUAAAGGGGCGCACGUGGACACUGUGCGGUACCCCGGAGUACUUGGCACCGGAAAUAAUUCUCAGCAAAGGAUACAAUAAAGCUGUGGAUUGGUGGGCACUUGGGGUGUUGGUGUAUGAAAUGGCAGCUGGGUAUCCGCCAUUCUUUGCCGAUCAACCAAUUCAGAUUUAUGAAAAAAUUGUCAGCGGCAAAGUGCGGUUUCCCUCACAUUUCGGCUCAGAUCUGAAGGACCUCCUCCGUAAUCUCCUUCAGGUGGAUCUCACUAAACGCUAUGGGAACCUCAAGGCGGGCGUUAAUGAUAUCAAAGGACACAAAUGGUUCGCAUCGACCGAUUGGAUUGCUGUUUUCCAAAAGAAAAUCGAAGCGCCUUUUAUACCACGAUGCAAAGGACCAGGGGAUACAAGCAAUUUCGAUGAUUACGAAGAGGAGGCGCUCCGGAUCUCAAGCACGGAAAAGUGCGCCAAAGAAUUUGCUGAAUUCUAAACAAAAAAAAAAACAAAAAGAAAUUCAAAUCAUGCAAAAAAAUAGAAGAAAAGACCUCACAUGCCGAAACACCAAGAAAAAAACAAUAUUGUGUGCUUUUUUUCAUCCUUUUUAUUAUUUUUUAAAUUUCCCAACUUGAGACCACUUUUUAACAAAAAAAAAUUUAUUUUACCAAAUUUAAUAAUUUUUUCACCUUGUGGUUCAGGGAAGAAAAAGAUGAAAAACUUUAUUUUUUCCUUUGUUUUUUAUUAAAUGAAAAAUUAAAAAAAUAUAUUAUUGUACCCCUCCGUGGAAAGAGAAAGAGAUAGUCAUUUGAUUUUAAAGAAACAUAAAAAAAAGUUAUAUAUUAUUUUAUUAAUUAAUUAAAAGUCUUUUAAUAAAAUAUCCCCAAUUUAUCCUUAUAAAUAUUUUAUUUACUUAUUAAACGUUCCUUUCAAUCCUUCUUACACAUCUUUAAUCUCUCCCCAUAGGGGUUGUUUUUUACUACCCCCCACCCCCUGUUAAUUUUCUUAUUUUAAAUUAUUAAAUAAAUAAAUAUUUUUAUCUCAAAAAAAUGGGGAGAAAUUUCAGACAAUUUUACGCAAAGCGUGUGGAUAUGAAAGGAAAAGAAAAUAGGCUGCAUAGUUUUUUUUUAACUUAAGAAAAACGUAGAAAUUAAAAAAAAAUCACUCCAAACAUUUUUGGAGAAGUUGGGGGAAAGGGAUGUGAAUUUAGAGAGUCGCCAAAGAGAGAAGAAAGAGAAAACUCAUCGCAAAUCUGGCCAAAUCUUAUCACCGCAUUAAACUUCAUCCUUCAUUAUCACAAUCAUGAUCAUCGCGACGUGCUCCACCCAAGAAAAAAAUCAACAAGAACCCAUAAAGAGUGGUCCAAGUAUCGCAAAAUUUCAUCGUGGAUUACAAUUUUGCGAAUUUGAUGAUGAAAAAUUGCAGCAAAAUGUUAAACAGGCAAUAAUCUAAAAUGUUAUGAUCUCAUCGAUUUGUGAAUAUUUUCUUUCACCAUCCCCCGUUUAUUGUCCCCGCGCGUACAACCCAGAGGCCAUUUCUUACAACACAGUGCAAUUUCUUUGUAAUGUUGACAUACAUUUUGGAGGAAGGAAAAAAAAAUGAGAGGAAAACAGUAAGACUGUUAUCAUCUUGUCUGAAAUUUUAUGAUUAAUAAAAAAGUGCAAAGAAAAACGGCAAAAUGACUAAAAAAAAACAAACAAAAAAAAUCAGUAAAAAGAGCUUCAAACCUAAAUGAGGUUUUUAACAUAAAAUAUAAAAUCCAAAUAAAAAAGAAAUUUUUCAAUAGAUUAAUAUAAAGUCAGAAGAAUUCAAAUUUUUUAAUGUAUAGUUGUUGAAAUUAGAUUUCAAUUUAAAGAAAAAAAAAGCUAAAAAAAAUAGGUCAAAUAUUAAGUCAAUUGUUGAUUUUUUGUUUCAGUGUUGGAGCGAAAUUUUCAAUUUAGCGGAUGAUUGAAAAUUUGAUUAAUUAAGCAUUGAUUUAUUUCCUUGUUGAAUGUGGAAAUUUUCUUAAUUUUCAUCCCGAAGUGAAAUUCUCGUGAAAAGUGGGGAAAUAUGAGAAAAAUUCAAUGUUUGUCAGAAUUUCAAUCAUCCACCAAACAUAUGUAAUUUUCUUUUUCACUUUCUUGAUCUAUUUUGACUUUAUUUCUAUGUUUGUUUGAUGUUUUAGAUAGAGAGAAAAUGUUCUUUUUUUAACGUCUUGUCGUUCAAACCAUUCAAAUUUUGGUCCUUUACAAAGUACCGACAAAAGGACGACAAUAAUUUUCCUCUUUUUCAUACACACACACGUCGAAAGCUCUGUUGAAUGAGUAGGUAAUAAAUACGCCAAAUAUUUGUUUUAUUAAAAGUAUUAAAAUUUAAUUCAAAAAUCUCACAUAAAAAUAAAAUAAUAUUGAUAUUCUUGUGCGAUUUUUUUUACAAAUGCGCUUUGAACACACACUGAAAGAAUCAAUUUGUGCUCUCACACACGGAUUCUUCUUUAUUUAUUAUUUCACUCACAUAUGUAGCAUACAUAUAGUAUGAAAAUGGUGUAGCAGCAGAAAGUUUAUCAUGCAUUGUACAUAGUAAGGUACUUUAGUCACGAAGCGUUGAAAGGCAUCAACAUGGGGGCUCUUUUGCAAGUUGAUUGAAGUGACAAAAUGACAUUCUACUGAACUAUACUGGCCACUGUGAAGACUAACAAUUUCCUCAGUAGUUUACCCUACAUACAUUGUUCAACUUAUGUCAGAGUAAAUAACAAAAAAAAACGUCCCUUUUUACCUUUUUUUCACCUCCAUUCUAUGUUCAGAACAUUGCGAGAAGAAUGUAGAACAUUUUAUAAAUCAAAAGAGAAUUUUUGAAAAGUUUUUCAAAGUUCUGAAUAAAAUAAAUCAGCUACGAUUAACCAAUUAACGAUUUGAUCCAAUCCAAUGUUAACCCUUAAAUUUCUUUGAGGGGGUCCUCAGUGACCUCUAUGUUUUUUUUUCUCAGUGAAUUUCCAUGUGAUAUCUUCACUGGAAUGUUUUUUCUUGAGUUCUUUCACGUCGUGGUUGAGGUACAUUUUAAAAGGAAAUUAAAAGCUUUUUAAUUUCAAUAAGGAGUUACAUACCUUUAUCUUGGAUAAAAGAAAAAUAAACAGAACAUUUGUAAUUUUUCAAGAUAAAUCAGUUCAGGAUAAAUGAAAACUUUCGAAAACAAAGGUUUAAAAACACCGGAAAAUUUUCCUUGAAAUGAAAAACAUAAUUUAGAUUUAAUUGUAUUUAUUUAUUUUAUCCAAGAUUGUUUUUUUAUUUUUGGAUCAUAGGACGUUAGGCUCAUAUAAAAACCACUGAUAUUCCUCUAGAAGAUACAAGGUUAAUAAUACACUGAAUCUCUUGGGAUAAUUUUAUUCAGAAUUUUUAAUGUUUGAUAUUUUGUCAUUAAUUCAGUGUUGGAUAAUACAUAUCUGAUUUGUUCCCUUCAAAUUGAAUAGAGUUCUAAUACUUUUUAUUUUAAAUUCAAAUUUUUGAGGCAUUUUGCGUCAAAAUUUUUGAAUAUUUAGCAUAUUGUUUUGAAGUUUUAAUCCUUAGAUAAACUAUAAAAAAAUGAUUUAGGAUAUCCAGGCUGUGGGAAUGUACAAAAUGGGAUAUUUUUUAUCUAACUUCGGUCCAGAUAAAAUUAAAAGAAAGAUAAUGGAGACCGAAUUUCUAUAGCUGGCUAAACCAAUUCAAAAUUUCUCUUUGGAUAAACCGGAUAAAUCCAUUUAUAAUUAACAACGUUACAUUGACUUUUUCACAAUUUCUGACAGGGUAACCCUAAGGAAAAACCAAUAAAUACAUUUUUGUAACUCUGACAUUAGAUAAUUUUAUUUAGAAAUUGAACGUUGGAUAAAACUUGAAAUGUUUGGAAAAUUUCAUUUUUCCAAAAAUUUCAAUCACAUUUACAUCGGCUUCAGAACAAGUUGGAUAAAACUAUUCAGAAUUUCUGACGUUAGUUAAUUUUGUUUCAAUCACGAACGUCAAAUUAAUUAUUUUAAAAAGUUUCAUCUUAGAUAUUAUUAUUCUGAAUUAAUAAAGCAGAACAAUUUUAUUAUGAAAUUCUAAUGUUGGAUAAUCUUAUUUGGAAUACGGAUGUUCGAUAAAAGUCUUCAAAAUAUAAAUCAUGAUAAUUCUUUUCGGAAUUUCUAACGUUGGAUAAUCUUAUUUGUAAUGCAAAUGUUGGAUAAUGGAGAAUUUUUAUCUUUGGAUAAAGCACUUGUGGAUUUCUAUAGAAAAUUAAAAAAUAAUAAAUGGUGGCUCUUAGUGGGGUAAUGUAACCCCCUAGAGCAUGCAAAAGAGCCUUUGAUGUCAUCGUCAUCUCAGCACCGGUGUGCGAAGAGUUAAAUUAAUUCAAUUCUGUACCACAAGAGAAACUUUUUUUAAGAGCAAUGAAAGCUCUUUUUUUUCCUGAUUUCCUUUCAAUUUAAAACGGAUGCUUUUUGCUGGAUGAACGGUUUUUUUUUUUUCAAAAUAAAAUUUUCCUCAAUACGGGAAAAUUAAUUGCAAUGUAUGUAAUAUGAAUAAAUCAGCAGAUCGUAUGCAAAUGCAUAAUUGAUUUGUUCAAAUUGACCAACGUUUUCGUGUUUAGAAAUUUAUUUUCUGCUAAUUGCCGCAAAUUUGUAUGAUAAAUUAAUGUUUCCAUUAAUUUUCUAAAAGCAUAUUUGGGUGAAAUAAUUGAAAAAUUAUUUUUUCAAGUGUCACCAAAAGUCUUUGUUUACCUACUCAUUCACAUUUAGUCUCUUUUUCAUGUCAUUUUCAUUGAAAAGUAUUGCAUUCAGCAUUAAUAGUUGAAUUAUUAUUAUUAUAAAUUGUUUUUCUUUUGUUGUUUUAUUGGUAUUAUAUUAAAGUAUUUUUUUUUCUUUAGUUGUAACAUUUAUGAAAAAAAGCUUGGCUUUUGAAAUAAAAGAUUUUUCUGUAAAUAUUCUUAUUUUAAAGGGAUUCACUUUGAAAGCGUAAGGUGCUGUUACGCAAUUGUGUCAUAUAUUUUAAUGUUUUUUUCUUUUCAAGUGAAUUCUCAUAAUAUAUAAUUUAUAUUAUAUAUUUGGGGGUUAAGUUAUUUUUAUUUUAUUCUUAAAAAGAAUUAAUUAUUAUCCUACAAAUAAAUUAAAUAAAAAAUAUAUUGAUUGACCUGUGAAAGACUUAAGAAUUUUCGGCUUCUCAAAGUCCUCAAUUCAUCAAAAUUAUCAUAAAAAUAAUAUAUUUUUUGUUCAUUAUCUUUUUGCUUUAAUCUUUUAUUUUUAAAUAGAUAUUUUACCCUUAAAUAUUCUAAUUUUAUCGACUGAAUUGUACUAUGCUUGUCCCAUUUUAUCUCUGAAAGAAAUUUUAUUCUAACCUAAAAAUCUUUUUUUUUUAAUAAAUUUCAAAUCUUAAACUCUGUUCAAAAAAAAAAUCUCAUUGUAAAUUUAAAAAAAAAGAGAAAGAAUUACAUAAUAAUUACAAAAUAUUUUCUUAACAUUAAUAAAUUUCCUCUUAAUAUUUCGCGACAAAUUAGAAAUCCCCACUAAAUUGAGGGCAGAGAAGAAAAAGAUGUAUAAUGGGUGUUUCUAUUUUAAGACUUGGAAUCAUUUAAAUUUUCUCAUUUGCUCAUGUGUGUUAAGAAGCAAUGAAAAAUGUUAUAUUUACGAGAUUUUUUUCUUGCCUCUUACAUCGCUGAAAAAUUAUGAUCAUUGAGACAUUUUGCUUUUACUUUACAUAAGCAUAGGCCAAUAUAAAUUUUCAGCGAAGGGAAUUUUCCGUUUUAUCAUUUUUUUUAAAGUCCUUUUUUCAUUACACAAUAUUUUCACGCUCAAUUUGCAAAAUGAGUUUUUCUUUAUUUUUUUUUUUACAUAAAAUAGCUGAAAGAAAACUUUUUCAUAAUGUCCCAGUACGAUUAAUUCACCCAAAAUAGGGAAUUAUUGAGAGCAAAAAAAUGUAAAAUACAGUGAAUGCCCUACAUAACGUACUCAAAAGAAUAUUUGGCAAAUUAAACAUUAUUCCUCAAUGAUAUUUAUAAUUAUUAAUUGAUAAAAUGUGUUCAAAUAAAAUUUACUUUUGGAACGUUUAAUUGCCAAAUAUUUCAAUGUAAAAAAUAAAACACAAUUCUAUAGACGUUCGUUAUGUAGGACAUGUCGUGUAAAGAAGAAAGCAAAAGAACAGUGAUAGAAAAGAAUUUUCCAUUAUUAUUCAAGGUCCGAGAUUGGGACGUUUUCCAUGCCAAAUUUUUUUGCUCGAUAAUUCUUUCCACAUUUGGAUGAAUUCCUAAAAAUUGCAUUAAGCUACAGUGGGAGCUCGCACAACAACCUCGUGCAAUUGUGAAAAAUUAUCUUGAUUUUAAAAAGAAUCCUUAAGACUUUUUUUUGUUAUUUGUUUUGAAAUGGAGACUUUCGUUUGUUCUCUAUUUCUUAGGGAUUUUUUCUUAUGUUGCUCGUAAAGGCUUUGCUGCGAGGUCUCACUGUAUAGGGGAAUGUGGCCCAAUACGAACCUCCAGAGGUUUGCUUAGAGUGGAAUUUAGUACCAUUUUAAGGUCCUUUUAAUGCACAUUUUAUUUUAAAAACUUUCUACUUUUGAUGUCUUAAUGGUUUUCAGUAAUUGUGGAUUCAAAAAAAACUAAAUGGUUCUAAUUGGACCAUGCUCCCCUAAUAUUCUCUCAGCAGUACACAGGGUGAGACGAAUAAUAUCUACAAGAGAUGUGAUUAAUGAUAUCAAGGUUUUCUCUUUUGUGAGAGAAAAUGAAUCGUUUUAUUUUCCUAAAGCUGUCUACGUUCCUUGCAAAAUCAUUGAUCGCCAUUUUGAAUAUUUCAAGUUUUUCUUAUUCUAAUUAUAAUUCAAGAAUAGUUCAGAUAGAUGUUCUAAAAUUCUAGUCUACAUCAGAUAAACAGUAUGACGAAUUUUAGCUUCCUUAUCUUUCUUUUUCAAAGAAUUUUCAAUUCGUUCCAUGCAAAAGUUUGAGGUUAUGUACAAUAGAAAAAACAAUUUUAGCAUUUUAUUGGUUGACUUUAUAAGUAAUUGCUUCAAUUUAUUUUGCAGAAUUUUAGUUGAAAUCAAGCAUAAGGGAUUUGUAUGAAAAAAUCCUUUUAGUCUUCUUAAUUUUCCUUUGUGAGGUUAUGUUUUGUAGCAGAGAAAACAGAAAAAAAUGGCAUUGUUUAUUGAAUUACAAGAAGGCUGUGUGGAUGUCGAAAUGACGUCCGGCCCUGAAAAGCUUAAAAAGAAGAAGAAGAAUUACUAGAAGAGAUAAACCCUUGGAGAAUUUUGUUGGUCAAAGUGGCCAAUUCGACAUUUUUUAAAUGGUCACAGAAUAAAAUCUCUUAAAAAUAUCGUGAAAAUUUCUACAUCUGUGUGUAGGGAAGUUCGAUUACUUCAAGAUGGUCGAAAGAAUAUUUGGGAAAACAUUGUCUUUUAAGAGAAAAUGAAAGUCAAACUUUUGAGGUUAGAAACCUCGAUCCUCCAAGUGUUAAUGAUGUAAUGAAACGAUAGAAAAUAAGGCAACUAAUACGUUGUUAAUUCAACACAAUAAAGUGUAAAGAACAUAACCUCAUUGUUUUAAUAAUUUUCAAAGAAAUUGAGGUUAUGUUUUGAAGGAAAAACCGCUGUCAGCUAUCAUUGGUAAAAAGGAAAAUAAUAAUAAUGGAGUGAAACGAUGUGAGAUGAAUUCAGCUUACUGAAGCAACUGAAGCUUAAAGAACAUAACCUCAAAGUAUAUAACCUCAAAUCUCUCAAAAUGUAAGCAUUUUGCGUCCUUUAAUAUGAAGAAAAAAAUGUAAAAUUAGGUCAAAUAGUUUUCUUGAAUAUUUCGAGAUUCCUUUCAACAUAUUUUAGGUCUAGUGCCAUGAGGGAAUCAAAAUGAAUACACUCCUUUCAGUUAUAAUUGAGUUAACCUAAAUAAUAAAUUGAAACGAGCUUCAACUGCCUCACCCUGUGUACACUGAAAUGAAACUUAUCAUUGCUUAAAAUGCUCCAAUUUGUUUUGCUCAUUUCAUUUCCACCUCUAUCGCACUUUAAUUUGAAAAAUUAGCUCUGCUGGGACAUUAAGAAAAGCUUGAAAAUAAAUUGAAUGAUAAAAAAAUAGUGAAUUCAAUCAAAAUUUUUAACUUAUCAAAACGAGAAUUGGCAUUGAAGACAUAAAAGAAUAAAUAAAAAUUUGAAUAUGAAUGAAAAGAGUUGCAUUUGCGCCUCCCUUUGCAUAUGGAAUGAAGGAGAGAUUGUGUAAUAGUUGUGGAUGAGAAAAUUAUUGAAAUUCAUGCAGGAAGAUAUACAUUAGAGACAGACUUAUAUAGGAGAUGUGACAAUUAUUGUGUGCAAAACAUUUUCUGAAAAUCAUAUCUCCGCUACAAAAUGUGUUUGAAAAAGAAAUUUAAUGAAAAAAAAAAAGCCAGCAGCCUUCAAAGCCUUAAAAUGCUUUAAAUUUUAAAUUAAACGUUUUUCAUUUUAUGCGAAGAUUUAAAAGAAAACUUAAACAAGAUUUAUUUGAAGAGAAUGGAGGACAUUUUUUGAUGUUUGUGAUGCUACCUAUACCCUAUGUUUUCAUCCAUUUUUUUUUCGUCAUAGCAUGAAGAAAGUUAAUAAACGCAUUUAUAUAAUCUGCAAUAUAAAACAUAAAACACUAAAAUAGUUUAGUAGAAAAAAAAGAGAAAACAAAGAAUAAAUAAACGUAAUGAAUGGAAGAAAAUAAACUGCAAAUAUAAAGCCACAGGAAAUUGAAAAAAUAAAAAAUACAUAGAACAUUAAAAAAAAAACACGAAAUAAAUAAUAUAUUGUAGCUAUGUCCAAAAGACCCAAUUUUUAUUUAUAAAAUAAAAUAAAGAACAUAACAAAGAUUUAGAACAAAAAUAAAAAUCAUUAAUUAAAUAAAGAGAUGAAGAAGAAGAAGGAAAAAACAAGUAGAAAUAGUAACACAUUCUUUUUGUAAUAGAUAAGAUAUUUCGUGUCGUAAUAAGUGAUAAUGAUGAGAAAAAAAAAACUAUAGUAAAGUACAUUCAUUAGAAACAGAAAAUAAAAUAAAAAAAAAGAAAACCUUGGUAGAUGAAGAAACAUUAAUAAAGAAAAAAAAGAUGGUAUACUACGCAUGAUAGAAUCACAUUUAAUAGUAAAUUACACCAUUUAAAUUAUAUUUAUUGAAAAGAAAGAAAUUUCAUUGUGAAUGGUACAAGCACAGGACACAAAUUCACAUUAAAAAUGCAUUGAAAUCAUAAAAGAAAAUAAGAAUUAAAAAAUAAAGAAUAUAGAAAAAAAUAAAUCACAUCCUUUUUACAAUAAACAAAAAAAAAACAUUUCAAAAUGAUUUAAACAAAAAGAACAAUUUAAUUUUUCUUUUUUUUUAUUAGAUAAAUUCAAUUUGAAAAUUGAAACACUUAGCAGUUUAGAAAACAAAAAGAAAAAAAAGUAUAUUAUAUUACUGAAGAUAAAUCUACAUAUAGAAUUAUUAAAAAAAAACAUCCCUUUUGGAGAUCAUAAUUGUGAAGAAGUCUAGCAUAAAAAUUACUUAGCAAAAAAAAUAUUACCUAAUGACAAAAAAAAUUUAGAUCUGCCUGAAAAAUGAUAAAAAAAAUCCUAAAAUGAUAAAUAAAUUGAUAUAAUAGUGCGUAUAUAAAGGAAAAAAAAGAAAAAAUGUACGAAAUAUUAAGAGAAAAAAAAAGAUCCUUCGAUAUUGCCCUUUUCACACUAUGUUUAAAACAAAUAUAAAUAUUAAUUAAUUAAAAAAUAAAAAAAAAUACGCGCAUUCAGAGAAAUUUUGUACAAAAUUUCUUUCGUAUCCUCUUAUCAUGGAUGAUCCACAUUAUCACUAAAUAAAGAAAAAAAUGGAGUAAAAGAAUGAGAAAAAAAAACUGCAAAUGUAUAUAACAACAAAAUACUUUUCAUUCAUUAAAUUAAUAAAAAAAAACAAAUAAAUUAUUAAUACAUUCUUAUCAUAGUUUUUCUCUAUUGUCAUUACACAAUUUAUUAAAACAAAAAAAAAUUAAAUUAAUGAAAUGAGUGAAGAAAUAUAGUAAAAAAAAAAAAACCUAUGAAAAGUACAUUAUAUUAGUUUUAAAAAUUAUUUAUGGGUUUGUAAAACUUGUAUAAAAAAAAUUAAAGAAAAUAGUGCUUCACCCGGGGAAAAGAGAAAAUAAAUUUAAUGAAAAAAAAAAUAGAAAAUGUCACUGAAAAAAAUAUUAUUUAACAUAAUAUAAUAUGUGUUUAAAUUUUAAUCAAUGAGAGAUAAAAAAUAUUUAAAAAACAUUUUAUUAAAAGAAAUUAUUAUGAGGAAAAAAGUUCUAUAUUACUAUAAUUAAAAAAAAAGUGAAACCCAGAAGCAAAACUUAUAGUAAACAAGAAGAAAAUAAUAAAGAAGAAAAAACCUUAGUAAAACAUGUGUGAAGGAACCAAUUCAGUAAAAAAAAACUUCUAUUAUGUAUUAAGGAAGAAAGAUAAAAAUAACAAAAAAAGUAAUACCAAGUAUGAAAACGUUUUAGUAAAAAAAAAUCCUUACCAUGAAUAAAGAAAAAACAAUGUGAAAUGGAAUCUUUUAUCUAUAUAUUAAAAAAAAAACCACACACAAAAAAACAAUAACAUUUAUUACAAAUUUAUCUAUUGUAAUGUUCAUUUGAAUUAUGAGAGAAGGGAGAAAAUUUGAGAAAUGAAUGUAAAAUGAAGUGAAAUGAUUUAAUAAACUUAAAUUUUAGUAAAAAAAAAA
Molecule: messenger RNA, 12346 nt
Organism: Lutzomyia longipalpis
Lineage: Eukaryota; Metazoa; Arthropoda; Insecta; Diptera; Psychodidae
Gene: Pka-C1
Product: cAMP-dependent protein kinase catalytic subunit 1
Exons: 4
Coding region: 1143-2204 (353 amino acids)
Biological process (GO): peptidyl-serine phosphorylation
Cellular component (GO): cAMP-dependent protein kinase complex; nucleus
Molecular function (GO): cAMP-dependent protein kinase activity; ATP binding
Source: RefSeq, a predicted model, not a curated record